AUGAGAGUUCUCCUGACUGGCGGAUCUGGCUUUAUCGCCGCCCACUGUGUCGACUACCUGCUUCAGCGGGGCCACUCUGUUGUUUUUACCGUGCGCUCGCUAGAAAAGGGUCAAAAGAUCUUGAGAAAUCAUCCUGGCCUACCAAAGGAUAAACUCAACUACGUAAUUGUUGGCGACAUCGCACAAGAAAAUGCCUUUGACGAGGCCGUCAAAUCAGAUCCUCCCUUUGAGGGCGUUUUGCACACGGCAUCGCCAUUCCAUUACAACGUCACCGAUCCAAAGAAAGAUCUGCUAGAUCCUGCCAUCAUUGGUACGACUGGAAUCCUCAAGGCUGUCAAAAAGUACGCGCCUACCGUCAAACGCAUAGUUAUCACGAGUUCUUUUGCAGCGAUUAUAAACCCAUCGUCGCACGAAAAGAUCUACAGCGAGAAGAACUGGAACCCGAUUACGGAAGAAGAAGCCAUUCAGAACCCAGCGAACGCAUACCGCGCGUCAAAGACCUUCGCUGAGCGGGCGGCAUGGGAGUUUGUCGAAAAGGAAAAGCCCAACUUUGACAUUGCCACCAUCAAUCCACCACUCGUCCUUGGCCCCGUUGUGCACUAUCUCAAUUCUCUCGAUACGAUCAACACUUCCAACGAACGAGUCAGAAACAUGAUCCAAGGCCGGACCAAGGAUACCGGUCUUGCUCCUUCAGGCGUCUUUAUUUGGGUCGACGUUAGGGACGUCGCGCUCGCUCACGUCAAAGCCUUGGAAGUUCCCGAAGCAGGUGGCAAACGAUUUCUGACAACAGCAGGCCACUACUCCAACGCCGACAUUGCGCAGAUUAUCAAGCAGCGCUUCCCGGAUCUGGCUGAUAAGCUACCCGACAAGAUCGAGAGUGACAGGCCACAAGACUGCUAUCAGUAUGACAACUCGAGAAGCAAGGAGGUGCUGGGCCUGAAGUACCGGAGCCUGGAGGAAAGUGUUGUGGAUACCGUCAAGUCUUUACUCGCAGUUGGUGCUUAA
This is a messenger RNA of Fonsecaea monophora, 1005 nucleotides long. RefSeq lists its product as hypothetical. The record is from RefSeq and is a predicted model, not a curated record. Lineage: Eukaryota; Fungi; Ascomycota; Eurotiomycetes; Chaetothyriales; Herpotrichiellaceae. The transcript has a single exon. Gene Ontology annotation, molecular function: oxidoreductase activity, acting on the CH-OH group of donors, NAD or NADP as acceptor. Bases 1 to 1005 code for a protein of 334 amino acids.